GUGGGACAACACCACACCACAUACACACACCCCCACCACCACUUUUUACAGUUUUAACAAAGAAAAAACCCCUCUCUCUCUCUCUCUCUCUCUCUCUCGCUCUCUCUCUCUCUACUUGGUAAUUUCAAUUUAUAAGUUUUUAACAAAAGCAAAUAGCUAAAUUCGACGCGGACCCAUUUGCAGAAUCUUAGUCACUGUCUUGUAUUGGGUAUUAAAUUUGAUGCGAGAGAAGAGAGAAACAAGUAACACAAAAGUAAUGGAUGAUGAAGUGUUGCAACGAGUGUUUCAAGAAGGUGGUAGAGAUUAUAUCCACCAACCUUCUACUUCUACUUCUUCUUCAAUUCUUCAAUCUCUCCCUCUUCAUGUGUCUUUCGAUCAUGGAUGUUAUUUGCUAAUCAAGUCAAUUCAAGAACUUCGAGCAGCCAAGGAGGGUCUUGUGACUGUUGGAAUUGGCGGUCCGAGUGGUUCAGGCAAAACUAGCUUGGCGGAAAAGGUUACAUCUGUAAUUGGAUGUACAGUCAUAUUGAUGGAAAACUAUCGGAAGGGAGCUGAAGAAUCAAAUGAUUUGGAUUCCAUAGACUUUGAAGCAUUAGUUAGUAAUAUGGAGGACUUGAUGAAAGGUAAAGACACUGCAGUACCAGUGUUUGAUUUCCAAGAAAAACGACGUGUUGGCUCAACAAUCAUAAGGGGAACGUUAUCUGGAGUGGUGAUUGUUGAUGGUACAUAUGCCUUGCAUGCAAAAUUGCGAUCAUUGCUGGACAUUCGGGUUGCAGUGGUUGGUGGUGUUCAUUUCAGUCUUCUGUCUAAGGUUCGAUAUGACAUUGGAGAUUCUUGUUCCUUGGAUAAUCUCAUUGACAGCAUAUUUCCAUUGUUUAGAAAGCACAUCGAGCCAGACCUUCAUCAUGCACAGAUUAGAAUCAACAAUAGUUUCGUCUCAUCCUUUAGGGAGGCAAUCUACAAGCUGAAAUGUAAAAGCGAGUCACCAAAUGGACAUUCUGAUUACACGGAAAGUGGACAGGAGGCGCAAACAGACAAUUUUAUUGAGAUGUACCUUCGGCCACCAUCAGCAAAUGAAGAAGCUCGUAUAAAUGAUUGGAUUAAAGUGCGUCAAUCUGGAAUUCGUUAUUAUCUGUCACUGGGUGAUCAGAGAAUUGUCGACAAACAUUUUAUCAUCCGGCCUAAGGCAGAAUUUGAGGUCGGGAAGAUGACACUUGGUGGUUUGCUUCAACUAGGUUAUAAUGUUGUUGUGAGUUACAAAAGGGAAUCACUCACUUUCAACUUUGGAGAAAUUUCACUGGCUUUUGAAACAAUAGACUCUCUUGGUGAAACAUUCAUGGUGGUGAGAGGUAGUAAUCGAAAGACCGUUGGGGCUGAAGCAUUGAGAAUGGGUGUUUGUGGACCUUGGAUAAUAAAAUCAUAUUUGGAGCUAAUACUUGAACAAAAUGGAGUGCCACGCCUUAAUACACCACCACCUUUAGCUAGUACCUCAAUGGCACGCAAUCAGGAAAGGGCAAUUUCUGCACCACGGCCUAUUCGCAUAACUCCAAAUUUUGUUAAUCAGCUUGAAGAUCUGUCUCAAUCUUGGACUCGGUCACCAACCAAGUCCAAGAUGGAACCUGUCUUAGCAACAUGGCAUUUCAUCUCAACAGUUCCUUCAAGUGCUAAUGCUUCUGAUUUAGCAACUGCAGAUCCAUCUUCUUUCAGGAACAAUAUGCAGCUUGCUCCAAUGCCUGAUUCAUAUGACUUUGAUCGAGGGUUGCUUCUUGCAGUUCAAGCUAUACAGGCUCUUCUAGAGAGUAAAGGUCUUCCAAUCAUAGUUGGCAUUGGUGGUCCAAGUGGCUCUGGCAAAACAAGUUUGGCUCACAAAAUGUCCAAUAUAAUUGGCUGUGAGGUUGUUUCCCUUGAGAGCUACUACAAGUCUGAGCACGUAAAGGACUACAAGUAUGAUGACUUCAGCUCACUUGAUCUUUCUUUGCUCUCAAAGAAUAUUAAUGACAUCAGGAAGAGCAGGAGAACUAAAAUACCCAUAUUCGAUUUGGAGAGUGGUUUCCGGAGUGGUUUUAGGGACUUGGAAGUUUCUGAAGACUGUGGAGUGGUCAUCUUUGAAGGGGUUUAUGCUCUGCAUCCUGAUAUUAGACUGUCACUGGAUUUGUGGAUCGCUGUUGUGGGAGGCGUCCAUUCUCACCUAAUUUCUAGAGUCCAAAGAGACAAGAACAGAGUUGGUUGUAUUAUGUCUCAAAUCGAAGUUAUGAUGGCAGUAUUUCCCAUGUUCCAGCAGCAUAUUGAACCGCAUCUUGUUCAUGCACAUCUCAAAAUUCGAAAUGACUUUGAUCCUGUUUUAUCCCCUGAAAGCUCGUUAUUUGUCUUGAAAAGUAACAAACAAGUGGAUUAUCAAGAUAUAUUGGAGAUUCUAGAAUCUAUUAAGGUCUGCAGCUCUGUACAGAAUUUUAUUGACAUCUAUCUUAGGCUUCCUGGUAUACCUUCCAAUGGCUACUUAACUGAAGGUGAUUGUAUACGUGUUAGAAUAUGUGAGGGAAGAUUUGCGUUGCUGAUACGAGAGCCAAUACGAGAAGGAAAUUUUAUCAUCCAACCUAAAGUUGAUUUUGAUAUCAGUAUCAGCACUGUGAUUGGGCUUCUUAACCUUGGGUAUCAAGCUGUAGCAUACAUUGAAGCUUCAGCUUUCAUAUAUCAAGAUGGAAAGAUUCUUGUCGAAGUUGAUAACCUGCAAGAUGUGCCAAGUCCCUACAUCCAAAUUAAAGGGGUUGAUAAAGAAGCUGUAGUUGCUGCAGGCUCGAUGCUAAGACUGGAUGGUUCAUACACCACUAAGAGUUAUCUGCAAAUUAUAUUGGAGAGCUUACCAGCCCUGGAGAUAAACUCCAGUGGGGUGCACACACAGCAAGCUGCAAGAUUGCAGGAGCUUGUUGAAUUUAUUCAGUCUCAGAAGGGAAGUAGCUCAUCCUCAGAAUCCUCGCCAGGCAGAGAAGGUGCAGCAAUCGACAACGCAAUUGAAGACCUGCAGUGCAGAAUCAAGAGGCUUGAACGGUGGCAAACAAUCAACACUGUACUAUGGACUUUCUUGAUGUCAGCCCUCAUUGGUUAUUCACUCUAUCAAAGACGUCGCCGGUAGGUGCUAAAUUUCAUUAGUUCUGAUAUUAAAAUGGCUGCGGUAAAAUUUUAAAGGUAUUCCCAUCCGUUGUUGGACCAAAGACUAGAUGAGAGUUCCUUGUAUACAAAUCUCAGGAAAAGGUAAAUAAUAUAUAUAUGUAGUGAUUGAUGGCCCGUUUCACUGUCUCAUUUCUAUGCAUUGCUCUUCAUUCAUUAUUGCAUUGUCGCGCAUAGGUGAUUACUUAAUGCUUUCUGGAACAUUAUGUUGUUCAAUUUUGCUAAUUGUGAACUUCCUAGUAGUGCAGGAGUAGUCUGGUAUAAAUAGUAGAUAAAUCAAUCGGAUUACUGGCUCUAAUUAAUUAUUUUUAAGCAUUGAGUAUUAAUGUUUCCAAUUGAUUUAUGAAAGAUGAGCAGAAGUGUUUGGUAAUUAUGUUAUUGUUCUCUUCGUGGUCUUCAUUAUCUAUUACAACUAAUAUCUUACUCCUUUUUCAGAAUAAUCUAAGUGCUUUUUAGGAGGUUGAAUAGUCUAAGGGAUAAAUUGUUUCGGUGGUUAUCAGAUAUUACUUGGGAAAUUCGUAAUGGUACCGUCCUAGUAUUAACUUUUCUCAAUGGCACACCUUUCAUUUUUGUUCUCAAUGGUGUCCUGUUAGUAUUGACUUUUCUCAAUAUACACCUUAAUUUUGCAUUCUUAAUAGUACCUUCAUAGAAUUGACUUUUCACUAAAUAUAUGAUUAUGAUCUACCACAAAUGAUUAAAUGUCAAGAACAUAAAUCAUCAAAUUAGUUAGAGAACGUAUUGUGUCGGACUCGUCCGACCAUAAUCUUGGUCGGACGACUUUCAGGUGGUUCCAAUUUUUUUUCAGGUAGUCUUCAUUUUUUUUCUGGUGGUUCCAAUUUUUUUUCAGGCAGUCUUCAUUUUGUUUUCAGUUAGUCUUUUUUGUUUUUCAGUGGGUUUUUGUGCUUCAGUUAGACUUACUUGGGUUUCAGUUGGUCUUUAUUCUUUUUCAGGUAGUCUACAUUUUUUUUCAGGUAGUCUUCAUUUUGUUUCAGUUAGUCCAUUAUUUCUUUCAGUUGGCCCAUUAUUUAUUUCAGUUGGUCCAACUGAAAGAAAAGAAAGUCUAACUGAAAGAAAAGAAAGUCUAACUGAAAGAAAAGAAAGUCCAACUGAUAGAAAACAAAGCCCAACUGAAAGAAAAGAAAGUCCAACUGAAAGAAAAGAAAGUCUAACGGAAAGAAAAGAAAGUCUAACUGAAAGAAAAGAAAGUCCAACUGAAAGAAAACAAAGUCCAACUGAAAAGAAAACAAAACACUAACCUCUACUUUCUCUCACUUUCUCCUUCUUCUCCAUUGCAUCAUAUCCACACUGCCCCUUACUUUCCAAACAAGCUGUGCAGUUAUAAGCCUUCCAGUUUAGCAACACUCCACUUUCUAACAUAUCUAUUAUUCUCCCAUCUUUCAUAUCCUCAUCAUUAUAUGGAACUUCAAUAACAACACCAUUACACUGUCCCACCAUUGAUGAGAACAAGGAGGAGCAUGAAAACCGCCAAAAUGAAGGAAACUUUUGCCAUGGUUUUUAGUAUUGUGUGUAAUUGACGUGUGUUAAUGGGUAUACUUGCAUAUAUAAGCAGUUUACAUAUAUGAUGAUGGUUAAGGGUUAGUUGCUUUUCUGGUCACAUUUCUGUGAAUGAUUUUUGGCGAAAUUAUAUGAUUCUUCGCCAGAGCAAAACAGCUAUAGACUCACCAAAAACACUACUCUAAAUAUUCUGAAAUUUGCAUAUCUUAUAAUACAAGAAAAAGAGAAUAUUCUUUGGUUUUGCUUAUUGUUUUAGAGUCUUUGUGGACAUAAUAUUUCUUGGCUAACAUUCUUUCCAUGGCGGAUUUUGAGAAGGUUACGAAGAAGAAGGUUUCUUUUCUCCUUUGCUGUAUAUUAUAGUACUGGGCUCAGCCCGUCUGACGAGAAUAUUAGGUCAGACGGUCUGACCCAAUACUUUCACAAUUAGUUAUAUGACGAUUUAAUCAACUACACCCUCUUUUCUAGAGUUUUGUAUUAAUUUGUCAAUGUAAUAAUGAGUUUUCUUGGUUUU
Messenger RNA from Beta vulgaris subsp. vulgaris (sugar beet), 5188 nucleotides. RefSeq lists its product as uncharacterized. Gene Ontology annotation, cellular component: cytoplasm. The record is from RefSeq and is a predicted model, not a curated record. Gene Ontology annotation, molecular function: ATP binding; kinase activity; ATP hydrolysis activity. Bases 221 to 3127 code for a protein of 968 amino acids. The transcript is spliced from 26 exons. Lineage: Eukaryota; Viridiplantae; Streptophyta; Magnoliopsida; Caryophyllales; Amaranthaceae.